Molecule: messenger RNA, 3826 nt
Organism: Motacilla alba alba
Lineage: Eukaryota; Metazoa; Chordata; Aves; Passeriformes; Motacillidae
Gene: LSG1
Product: large 60S subunit nuclear export GTPase 1
Exons: 13
Coding region: 202-2175 (657 amino acids)
Biological process (GO): ribosomal subunit export from nucleus
Cellular component (GO): cytosol
Molecular function (GO): GTPase activity; GTP binding
Source: RefSeq, a predicted model, not a curated record
UAAGUGCCACAUUCUUAAACACCUCCAGGGACGGUGACUCCACCAACUCCCUGCACAGUCCACUCCAACGCCUAAUCACCCUUUCAGUAAAGAAAUUCUUACUAAUGUCCAACCUAAGCUCCCCUUUGCACGUUCAGGCUGUGUCCUGUGGUCACGGCUGGCCGGUGCCGGUGCCGGUGCGGUGGCACCGCCUGCCGGCAGAUGCCGGGACGCGCCGGGCGGGCGGCGGAAGGGGCCGGGCGGCGGAAGGGGCGGCGGAAGCGGGCGGUGGAACGCGGCGCUCGGCCCGCCCCUUCCGUCGGCGGGGCGGCGGCGGCGGCACAUGGGCAAGAAGCGGAGCGAUGGGCUCGGGCGCUGCCUGCAGCGGCAGCGCGGGCUGGAGCGCCGCGGCGCCUCCUCAUGGAGCGUCUGAAUGCCCAGAUCGUGUCUGCCCAGAGCUGCACGGGCCUGCUCACAGCACAGGAGGCCCAGCGCGUUCGGCAGCUGCACCAGGAGAAUCAGGAGUUCCUGCGCAUCCCACGGAGGCCACACUGGGAUAGGACAACCAGUGCAGAGGACUUGAAGCAAGCAGAGAGAGAGAGCUUUCUCGAGUGGAGGCGACAGCUUGCCCACCUUGAGGAAGAGAAAAAGUUAAUUCUAACCCCAUUUGAAAGAAACUUGGAAUUUUGGCGUCAGCUUUGGAGAGUCAUUGAAAGAAGUGAUAUUGUAGUCCAGAUAGUAGAUGCCAGAAACCCUCUUCUGUUUAGAUGUCAAGACCUGGAAAGUUAUGUUAAGGAAGUCAGUAAUGACAAGGAGAACAUGAUCCUGAUCAACAAAGCAGAUUUGCUAAGUGAGGAGCAGCGUGCUGCUUGGGCACAGUUCUUUGAGAACGAGGGUGUCAAGGUGGUGUUCUGGUCAGCUUUGGCAGAGUGUGAACGGCUGUGUGGAGAAGCAAAGGUACUGCAGGAACUGGGCUCUGAGGGGGGAGCAGAGCGCCUGAGCAGUUCUGAGGAUGAAGGCUCCAGUCAGGAAAAUGACAGCACAGCACAAGGAAGCGCAGAAAGAGCAUCCACAGGCAGCACUUGGCCAAGUGCAAACCAGCUCCUGGGGAGUGAUGAUAACAGCAGUGAUGAAUAUGAAGACUGUGAAGAUGGUGAAGAGGAGGACUGGCAAACCUGUUCUGAAGAUGAAGCUAGUGACAACAUAAAUGCUGUUGGUCCAGAGAGGAUGGAAGGCAGGACUGAUGGUGCUGCAGUGCAGCACAGAGUGCAGGAGCGGAGCAGGAACGUCAGGAACUUCAGCCAUCUGGUACAGAGAAAUGAGCUGCUGGAGAUAUUCAAAACUAUGCACAAUGGACCAAGGGUGAAGGAUGGGGAAGUAAAUGUUGGGCUGGUGGGUUACCCAAAUGUUGGCAAAAGUUCAACCAUCAACACAAUCCUUGGAAAUAAGAAGGUGUCAGUGUCUGCUACACCAGGCCGUACAAAACACUUCCAGACCCUGUAUGUGGAGCCUGGCCUGUGCCUUUGUGAUUGCCCCGGCCUGGUGAUGCCGUCUUUCGUCUCUACCAAGGCAGAAAUGAUUUGUUCUGGAAUUCUGCCUAUAGAUCAGAUGAGGGACCAUGUUCCAGCUGUUUCUCUAGUUUGCCAGCAUAUCCCACGCAACAUUUUGGAAGCAACCUAUGGAAUAAAUAUCAUAAGGCCAAGGGAAGAUGAGGACCCAGAUCGAAAGCCAACAGCUGAAGAGCUGCUAACAGCAUAUGGAUAUAUGAGGGGCUUUAUGACAUCUCAUGGACAGCCAGACCAGCCGAGAUCAGCUCGAUAUGUGUUAAAAGAUUAUGUCAGUGGGAAGCUGUUAUAUUGCCACCCACCACCUGGUAUUGACCCAAAUGAUUUUCAGCACCAACACCAAAGAUGCCCUGACAGUACAACUGUGCAGGCCACUGGACAGAUGAAGCCUGAGAAAAAUACCAAAGCAAAACAAAUUGAAAAUGUGGUGGACAAAACUUUUUUCCAUCAGGAGAACGUCCGUGCCCUGAUGAAAGGGGUCCGGGCUGCCAUGGGCUACCGGCCUGGGAGCGGCCUCGUGCCUGCCGCUGCACCCAAUCCUGCCAACGUGGUAGGAAAGCCCUGGAAAAAACAUGGAAACAGGAACAAGAAGGAGAAAAUCCGCCGGAUCACGAAGCACCUGGAGGCUUAGCUGUGGCAGCACUGUCAUGCCUUUUCAGCACAGGGACUGCACUGUCUCACAGGCCUUAAUUGAGGGGGAAAAAAACAGAUAAGUGGGCAUCACUAGCUCACCUGGGAGCUUUCUGCAGUGGAUUGGCCUGGCAGGGGAUGAGCGUGGGCUCUGGUGGCUGGAGUUCAUCCCUUCUGAGAACAAAAGAGACCUGGCUGUUGGUGUUAUCUGGAAGCCAGCCCAGACGUUUGACUGCUGCUGAAACAUCCUUUCAAUGGGAGCAGAUGGAGCUGUGCAGGAAUAUUUUUUCCUUCCAUAAAGGAUGUAUUUUAUAGCUGUUGCAAUCAAAGCAAGUCCUGGUAAAACUGACUAAAAUCUUUAAACAGUUGAAUUUCAAUGAGUGAUGUUUGUUACAUUUUGAGACACUAUUGCUCUUUUUUUUUUCCCUUUUUUUUCUUUUUUUUUUUUCUGGUCUUAAAGGCUUGUUUGUUGAUUUGACAAAUGAGGUAGAAUGAUCUUUACUGCCCUCUUCCUUCUCUGCUAUUCUCAGUCCUAUUCUGUAGACUCUGUAACCACUCCCUAUUUCCCUGCUUGAGCAGAGCACAGCACACUGUGCAUGGAAAAUGUUGCUUUUAUAUCCUUUACACUGAGCUGGUAUCAGUUGGUUUUGUGUGACUUCCCACUAGUAUUUUAAAACAUUGGCUCCAUAUGACUGGCUAAAAAUCUGGUGCUAAUUUGUCCUUAGAUAUACUUGAGGUUUUACUUCUUGUAUGUGUCUCAUGUUUUGUCUCAUUGCCCUAAGACAGAGAACUGUCUAUGAGCAGAUUUUAAUUGAGUACAUGAGUAUUUGAUGCUAAAAAGACUUUACUUACCUGGAGUCAGAUUAAAGUGAGAUUUACUUCUCAGCUGCCCUACUUGCUCAGAGCUCUUCAUUCCUUGUUCAGCACAGGGGGUAAUGAUAGGACUGGAAAAGCUCACGAAGACGAGUCAUGCUUUGUUUUUAGGUGGUGGAAGGAAUAACACAUGAUGCUGGUCUCUUGAUGCUAUAAAAGGGGAUUGCUGUCUUGUAAUUCUGUACUUUCCAGGCUUUAAAUGUGGAUGGAGAGAUGAAAGCAACUGCUGAGCAAAGCCACAGCAAAUGUGGGGUGCCACAAAGCCGGGUCACCAAGCCAGUUUUGGCUUUGUGACCCUUUGUGUGUGUCCUGUACAGCCAGUUUGCACAGGAUCCCCUGACAGCAAAGCUCUCACCUCAGCUCCUGCUUCCCCUGGAGUGCCUGUUCUCGUGUCCCUAAUUCCAUCACUGGAGGGAGGAUAGUUCCCUGCCAUAUGUAAAGUAUAAUUACAGUGAAUUAAUCUGGUCAAUGGUGUUUUAAAGCAAUGUGCCGCAGCAGAAAGUAGAUUCUCAGGAGAGACUGUUUAAUCUUCUGUUAAUCUGUUUAAUCUGUUCUCCUGGAGAAGGUGAUCUUUGCCAUUGUUUCCUGAAAAGGUUGUGCCUUAGCCAAAUCACUCUGAUCUGGCUUCUCCACCCUCCUUGCAGGAAAGGUAUCUGCUUUUGUUCCUUAAAAUGCUUUAGGGACUUGAUUGCUCAGAAACAUUUCUUUCUUUUUGUUCUGUUUUGUGUGAACCUAUUGCCUGUCAAACUGGAGUAUCUUUUAUUGAAGAUGUAAAAACA